AUGGAGGAUAUCAUCGCUGUAGAAAAGAGCCCGGACGAGAUGCCGGCAGUUUUGAACUCCAGACCGCAGACCGGUCUGUCCUUUUUGGCACCUGAACCAGAAGAUAUUGAGGACCUGUACAGCAGAUACAAGAAGCUGCAGCAGGAGCUGGAGUUUCUGGAGGUGCAGGAGGAAUACAUUAAAGAUGAGCAGAAGAACCUGAAGAAAGAGUUCCUCCACGCACAGGAGGAAGUGAAGAGGAUACAGAGCAUCCCGCUCGUCAUUGGCCAGUUCCUGGAAGCCGUGGACCAGAACACUGCCAUUGUUGGCUCCACCACAGGGUCCAACUACUACGUGCGCAUCCUGAGCACCAUCGAUCGAGAGCUCCUCAAGCCCAAUGCCUCCGUGGCCCUGCACAAGCACAGCAACGCCCUCGUCGACGUGCUGCCCCCCGAAGCCGACAGCAGCAUCAUGAUGCUGACGUCAGAUCAAAAACCCGAUGUAAUGUACGCUGACAUCGGCGGCAUGGACAUUCAGAAGCAGGAAGUCAGGGAAGCCGUGGAGCUACCACUCACGCAUUUUGAACUCUACAAGCAGAUUGGCAUUGACCCACCCAGGGGAGUCCUCAUGUACGGACCUCCAGGUUGUGGGAAGACCAUGUUGGCCAAGGCUGUGGCUCACCACACCACAGCGGCCUUCAUCCGUGUGGUGGGCUCUGAGUUUGUGCAGAAGUACUUGGGUGAAGGUCCUCGCAUGGUACGCGACGUCUUCCGCCUGGCCAAAGAAAACGCCCCCGCCAUUAUCUUCAUCGAUGAGAUUGACGCCAUCGCCACAAAGCGCUUUGACGCGCAAACCGGAGCGGACCGAGAGGUGCAGAGAAUAUUGCUGGAGCUGCUUAAUCAGAUGGACGGUUUCGACCAGAACGUCAACGUCAAGGUGAUCAUGGCUACCAACAGAGCCGACACACUGGACCCAGCCCUGUUACGUCCUGGUCGUCUGGACCGAAAGAUUGAAUUCCCGCUGCCCGACCGCAGGCAGAAACGUCUCAUUUUCUCUACGAUCACCAGCAAAAUGAACCUCUCUGAGGAGGUGGACCUGGAGGACUAUGUGGCUCGACCAGACAAGAUCUCUGGCGCUGAUAUCAACUCCAUCUGCCAAGAGGCUGGCAUGUUGGCCGUGCGUGAGAACCGCUACAUCGUCCUGGCUAAAGAUUUUGAAAAAGCCUACAAGACGGUCAUCAAAAAGGACGAGCAGGAGCAUGAGUUCUACAAGUAGAAAGAAAGUGUGGGACGAUGCAAGUUCAUCAGAUCAAGUUUGUACCAACGAUGUGUCAUCUGCAAGCUCUGACUUGCUGUCUUUCUCCUGGACUCAUUGAAGUGUAGCUAAACAUGUAACUCGCCUCAAAAAGUCCUUUACUUCAUGGUGGAGUCUUUUUUCUUUUGAAAAGGCACUGGAAAUUAGGCUGUAGCUACAACUCCAGUUGAAUCUAGAAGUACAAAUCCAUUAAAAGUGUUUGAAUAAA
Messenger RNA from Nerophis lumbriciformis (worm pipefish), 1501 nucleotides. RefSeq names its product proteasome 26S subunit, ATPase 4 (gene psmc4). Gene Ontology annotation, molecular function: ATP binding; ATP hydrolysis activity. The record is from RefSeq and is a predicted model, not a curated record. NCBI's taxonomy places the organism in Eukaryota, Metazoa, Chordata, Actinopteri, Syngnathiformes, Syngnathidae.